AUGCCCAAACCUGUCGCGUACGUCGUAUCGGAGGAGCUAGUAAAAGUUUCCUCUCUUCUUCCAUCGAACAAGAAUCGAUCGCUGCUCGUCCAUUCGCUCGUCAAGGCAUUUAGACUCUUUGCAAGCCAGCACGAAGAUGGGACGCGAUGUCUGCAACCAAUACGUCCAAGAAAGGCCGCAUACAAGGAGCUCGCCACGUACCAUACGAGGGAGUACCUGGAUUACACCCUUGAUCCAGAGAACCAGAGAGAGGUAAACUCAGCGGAAGUGGGCAUCGAGGGAAAGAUGAACGAGUUUGGGCUGGAAGAUGACUGUCCGCCGUUUCUUGGGAUGGACGAGUACAUACGCCUUGUGGCGGGCGCGACGUUCACCGCCGUGGACGCACUCAGGACAGGUAUCACAGACGUGGCCGUGUGUUGGGAUGGCGGAAGACACCACGCCCAGAAGGACCGUGCGUCGGGCUUCUGUUACGUUGCAGACUGCGUACUCGCCAUUCUCUCACUGCGGCGACCGAUUCCUGCGCCUCUUCCCGACUCCAGUCUUAACGCCGGACGGGCCGAUGGUCAGAAGAAGCCAAAGGUGAUGUAUCUAGACUUGGACGUUCACUUCUCGGAUGCAGUGAGCCAUGCGUUUCGGGCGUCCAGAAGUGCAGAAACAGCAGCACAAGUGUUGACGCUCUCCAUACACCAUGCAGCUCCAGGGUUCUUCCCGAUCUCCCCUCUCGCUGGUCUACCUCUCUCCAUAAGCGAUGAGGGCAACGAAGAAGACAACACAGGAGAGCUCGACCCGUUUAGUCUUUCCAUCCCUCUCCGACUCGGUGCAUCGUGCGCAACAUACGCCCGUGUGUGGCGCAUCGUGGAUCGCGUGAAGGAUACGUUUCAGCCGGACGUUGUAGUCCUGCAGUGUGGCACAGACGCACUGGCAGGUGACCCCGUAGGCGCAUGCAACUGGACGCUGGGAGGCGAGGGUGGGAUGGGAUGGUGCGUAGACAGAGUGAGAGGAUGGGGCAAGCGGAUGCUGGUCCUUGGCGGAGGAGGCUACAACUCGCCGAACACAGCGAGAGCCUGGGCAUACCUUACAUCUAUCUUAACUGGCAACCCGAUCCCACUCGACAGUGACAUUCCGGAUCACUUCGCAUUCCCGCUUUAUCAACCAUCGUUCACGCUAGACGUUCCCGCCGGAAACAUGAGUGACCAAAAUGACGAUGCUUACCUCAACACCAUAGAAAGAACUUACCAUCGGAUAUGCGAUAUACUCGAGGAACGUCUGGCACGACCAGAUAGGCCUCGACAUAGGAGCAGAAUUACCAGCCUCACUCGACAAUCUUAAUUGACUCUGGGCCUAUAUCACGUUUAGCAGUUAUUUCAGCGACGCUCACGUUGAAGUCAGGGCAACAUCACUCGUGC
Messenger RNA from Coniophora puteana RWD-64-598 SS2, 1406 nucleotides. RefSeq names its product arginase deacetylase. The transcript is spliced from 8 exons. NCBI's taxonomy places the organism in Eukaryota, Fungi, Basidiomycota, Agaricomycetes, Boletales, Coniophoraceae. The record is from RefSeq and is a predicted model, not a curated record. The coding region runs from base 1 to 1329 and encodes 442 amino acids.